AUUGAACUGUUAUAUAAUUUCAACAGUCUAAAUAUGUAACUCUCUCAGAUGAUUUAUACCGUCAUUAAAUCUGUGUUAAUCAUUUCUAUUUAAAUAUAUAUAUACAGACUGGGAUUCCACUGACUUAUGGUAAUAACCUACAAUUUCAGAAAAUAUAAGUCGAAAGUAGGCUAGACGCGUAAUACAAAGGCUUGCACAAGCAGAUAAACACUCGACUGUGUAAAAGUUUUUAAUAUUUAAGUGAUACAGGCGCAAUUAAUUUGCACAUUGUUACACUAAAGGAAGAACCUGCCAACAUGGAGGGAUUAGAGCGCGUGUGGAUCUAUACACAGCUGUUUUUUAUUUGGAUGGUGUAUCCCUGUGUCGUGCAUGGGAGCUAUGAUCUACAAGGUUUGACGUUAGAAGUUUUGAUGGCGGCAUCUACACAUUUGGUUUUAAAUGGUAAGGAGGGCGUUGCCGAUAGAUCACGGCGAAAUGCGGAAAUCACGGCACUGAUGGACGAACGGUGUAAAGAUUUCAGUGAACGUACCGAUUACUGUGCGGAGCUUCUAGAACAUCUGACUGACACAUUGUCCACGGAUAAGUCCUUCAAUUCGGCAGAUUUCAGAGAGGGGGGAACACGACCAGACCCCGAACAAAAAUGGUUGUGUAUGGAUUAUAAUCCAUUGAAGUUUACAUUUUACAACGUUGCCACCCAGCUAUGCUGUAACGGGCUACAUAAUAAGACCACUGGAAGAGAAGAAUGCUGCCAUGGCCGUGUGAUCGACUCACAAGACAACUUCUGCUGUAAUCGGGAAGUGUUUCCUGGCAACAGUUCAGAAGGAGUGCAGGGAUGCUGUGGAAACUUCAACUACUAUGUAGAUAAGGAACUAUGUUGUCUUGACAAGUUGCACACCAAAACAAACGAACUGACAAAGUGUUGCGGAGAGAAUGCCUACCAGGAGAACACACACCUUUGUUGUGAUCGGGUCGUGCGUGAACAAGUCAACGGAGGGGGUGAAGAGUUGGUUAAAUGCUGCGGAAAUUUGACACACAACCCCAAUGUAACCGAAUGCCUGGAUGGACGCAUUAUAUCUCUUACAAACGAAUCACAUACAAGCACAUCAAGCCGCCCCUUUUACAUUCCGACUUCUACGAAUGACGAUAAUCCAGAAUCAGUUGCACCUAAACAAAUAUAUGUAAUUGUGGUUGGUUUACUUGGAGGGUCAUCAUUUAUCUCUGUUUUGGUCGUUCUUUGCAAACUACGAUUGCGAAUUAAAAAACGAAGCAACAAAGGUAUGGGUGUGAAUGUCAACAAUUUAGAUCAACAAACACUUCGUUAUCCAACCACUCCCAACCCUUACACUGAUGCAUUUUCUACGUUUAUUCAAAGCAGCAGUUAUAGUAGUCAUAAUUUAGAUCGACCAUUAAACGUCGCCGAAAUACGUUCUGAGAAUGAUUCCGACUACAAAACAACAUUGAUUUCAUUCGACUUGUUGGAGAAACACACACUUAAUAACAAAGGCAAUCUGUUGACGGAUCAUUACAUGGACUCUAGUACCCAGACAGAGGUUGGAUCGGAGACAAACAGACGCACGAUCUUCGGCAAACGCUUCGAGCAUCGUUUUCUAGUUGAUCAAAGCCGCGCGACCGUUGAAAUGCCAGACUCGAAUGUGCGCAUGACUCUACCUGUAAAGGAACUUAUUUCUCACCCAAUAGAAGUAUUCUGCAGCAGCUUCGACAACAUAGCAGCGAUCCGCAAGAAAUUGGGCGUGUCCGAAAACUUGGAUAUCGCUUCUCCGACAGUGGAAUACGCGCUUACAGGAAACCCCGCCCUUUGUGAUGUUGCCGUUAUCGUUUUACCGUUUGUCGGUUCGGAAGAAUCGCUUAAGGUUUGGAAGUUUAAAUCCGACGAAGGAAUUCGGCAAGUUCCGGAAACGGUUGAGGUCCCGAAGAAAGGAAAACAAAAUGAACAGCUAGACUUGUUCUAUAUCGUGCAAGAUCGUCAUGUAUUCAUCUACACAAGAUCGUUUUCCGGCUUCUACUGCACAGUAGAUCGACACCGUGAAAUCCGACUGCGAGCCUUCCUAUUUGGUUCUUACAAGCGGAUCAUGCCAAACGACAACUCCCAGCCCCGUAUGGAGGUCCGCAUUGCCCUCUAUAUUGCUGAUGAAAUCCUGAAGUAUGAUGAUUACAAAAAGCGCUUGUUGGGAAUGGAAGAUAUCGAGGGACGCAUCCUGAAGAAGGAGAUACGACUGGAGGCACCAGAGACCUCGCGCGACCGCCCACUGGAGCAUGACGAUGCUGUGGAGGCAUGCCUCGACUCCACCGACACCGACCCAGUAUGGAUCCCAGCCACCAUGCCAAAUUCCACCGAGCCGAUAUUUCCUCGGCUUAAGACAAUCAAGCUAUCUGAGAUCGUACAGAAGUGUCCUGAUUGUCCGUUUUCGCAUUUUACGUUCGAGGACUUGGAGAUGCCUACCGGAAAAGAGUGGUAUCUACGCGCGCGGCCGGGCACACUUCCGGGAUUUAAUUACUCGGGUGUUGUGUCCAUCGCGCUGUGCAGCAAGAGCGGGGGACGGGCUGUGAAAAAGGUGGUCAUUGACGAGCUUGGGCUGAGACAGGAGGAUCGAUAUCCUGUGCAGGCGGAGAUUUAUGUGCGAAGUGUCCACGGCAUUAAGGAGUAUCUUGCCGGUCACCCUGGUGAGGACGUACAGAAAGUUCUUCGACAUAUCGGGGAAAGGUACAAAGUAGACAGUAGCUCGGUGCCGGAUACAUUUGCACAGCUGUGGGUGCGCCUGAUGCCAGUCGCUAUCAUUGAGGCCGUCGUGGAAGCACUGCGCGCUACAGGACAAUUCGGCGUUAUAGACGCCCUUCAAAAAGUGGGUUAUAUACCGGGAUCUCUUAUGUAUACACCAACACAAGCCGUUGACACUACGAAUCCAGCGCCAAUGGCUGCACGGUUUGUUGUACCAGAAUGUGGUCCCAGUAUGUUAGAAAACCAAGUAACUUUCACUGCGUCCCAAUAUCGCUGUGUCUCUGGUGGAUGUGAAAAUGAAGCUCGCAGUGAGGUAGAAACGCUGCCACUUUUGGCUGCCCCUGUGCGAGAAAGUGAAACAGGUGACACUCAAGCACUUAGACGGGAGAUUAAUUUUUCCCCGGUCUGUUCUUAUGACAUCGAAAAUGAGAAAGAACCAUUGGUACAAAAUACUUGUGAUAUAGUCCAUGGGGAACUUGAAACUUCUAUCUCUGCAGAAAUUACAUCAGAAUCUCAUCCACCUUGUCCGGGUACUUCCGGGAGGCAAGGUCAUGGUCGUAUGCUGGAAAACACGCACCCUAAAGAACUGAGCAUUAUUGCGGAGGAAACGGAACCACCAGAAAGUUUUCGACAGUCAGAGAACGAUCUGAGUGAUGAUGGGAAUUAGAAGUAACAUUAGCACGAUAAGGUGUUGUUUUUUUAAUAGUGUUUGAGGCUUUGAUGCUUUGUGAAUAAUGUUUUGUGGUUUUGUGUGGUGGUAGAAUAUUAUGGGAUCACAUAGUGUAGAAGCCGAAAUGAUGCAUUUAGUGAGGAUUUACUUACGUAUACAUGAACUAUAUAUAUCCGUGUACUACUGACAUUAGCUGACUUUAUUUGGACAAUUAUUUGAGCCGUCGGUAUGUUUUAUUGCAUGAGAUUAAUAUAUAUGUCUAUUUAAGUGAGUUAUAAUUCGAUAUUGAAGGAGUAUGAACAUUAUCUCAAUAUUGUUUGUUAUGGCUUUUAUAAUACCUUUAUGGUUCAUGACGCUGGUUUUGUUAUGUUUAUACUAUGCUUUCCGGUGAUUUAUAAAAUAAAUAAAAUUCAGUAAUGAUGGAAAAAAA
This is a messenger RNA of Mya arenaria, 3837 nucleotides long. RefSeq lists its product as uncharacterized. The transcript is spliced from 14 exons. NCBI's taxonomy places the organism in Eukaryota, Metazoa, Mollusca, Bivalvia, Myida, Myidae. The record is from RefSeq and is a predicted model, not a curated record. The coding region runs from base 297 to 3404 and encodes 1035 amino acids.